Molecule: messenger RNA, 2617 nt
Organism: Epinephelus fuscoguttatus (brown-marbled grouper)
Lineage: Eukaryota; Metazoa; Chordata; Actinopteri; Perciformes; Serranidae
Product: serine protease 27-like
Exons: 6
Coding region: 68-1123 (351 amino acids)
Biological process (GO): proteolysis
Molecular function (GO): serine-type endopeptidase activity
Source: RefSeq, a predicted model, not a curated record
GGGUGGUGCAGAGUGUAAGGAACAUGGUAUUUAACAUUGAGGACAAAGAGAAGGAGGCACAGUAAAAAUGGCUCUUUACCAGUUUCUAUGUGGUCUUACUGUGAUGAUCAUUCUCUCAUCCAAAGGAUGUCAAUCACAGCAUGGGCCAGUUUGUGGCAGAGCUGUAAGAAACUCCAGAAUUGUGGGAGGUGAAAAUGCAUCUCCGGGAAGUUGGCCCUGGCAAGUCAGUUUAAUCUCGAACGGCACUCUCUACUGUUCAGGGUCCCUGAUUAACAACCAGUGGGUGUUGACGGCUGCUCACUGCUUGACAGUACAUGACCUUCAAACGACAGAAGUGUUCCUGGGCCGCCACAGCCAGUCAGGUCCAAACUUGAAUGAAGUGUCACGGCGACUUGACAUGAUCCAGUGCCAUCCAUCAUACAGAUUUCUGACCCAUGACAACGACAUAUGUCUUCUGAGGCUGUCGGCGCCGGUGAAUUUUACGGACUACAUACAACCAGUCUGCUUGGCCUCCGCAGGGAGCACUUUCCACACGGGGGUUAGCAGCUGGGUCACUGGUUUUGGUUUUACUCAGGCUGAUUCAUUCACCCAAGCCGACAUCCUGCAGGAAGUGAAUUUACCAGUGGUGGGAAACAAUGAGUGCCAGUGUACCCAUCGCCACCUCACAAGCAACAUGAUCUGUGCUGGGUUCACAGCUGGAGGGAGGGAUGCAUGUCAGGGAGACUCAGGGGGGCCACUGGUGACCAAAAACGAUUCAGUGUGGAUCCAGUUUGGAGUUGUGAGUUUUGGUGAGGGCUGUGGCGAGGCUAUGAGUCCUGGAGUUUACACACGUGUGUCCGAGUACCAGGACUGGAUCACCAACAUCACUGGCGGCAGCGAACUUGGCUUUGUUACCUACAUCUCCUCAGGAGUGGACAGCGACUUCUACUUUUACUGUCCUCUAUCACCAUCACCAUUCCCAUUUCACACAUUCAACUUCACCACCAUUUGCAAGGGCUGUGAUAAGGGUGGUGGCAGCGUAUUUGACAGUGGUGAAAAUGUGAUCCAUUUCUCCCACCUCACUCACUUCACCUCACUCUGUCUUCUACUUAUUUCACUCUAUGUGCUGGUUGGUGACGUGUAACAUAAGAAUGUGAAACUACAAACUAUUUACAGUUUGAGGUUUCUGUGCCCAACAGUCUCAGUCACUGUGUUUGAUAUGAAGCUUCUUCUUUCAAUGUGGAGAAUAUGAAAGGAAAAAUGCAGUACUGAUGUGCUGUUAUUGUAAACAAAAAAAAUCCUUCUUAAAUGAAUAUAUAUCGAUUGAAUGAUUGUACGUUAUUAUUUUUUGAUGAUAAUCACAAAUGGGAUUAUUGGAGAAUAACGCGGUGUCUCACUGCCCUCUGCCAUGGAAAGUUUGAAGCCUUUUUCACUUGAGUGUGUUAGAAAUGUGUCCUGUUGUACCUGUAACCACACCCAUUGUGAUGUCACAAUUUUCCGGUGUACAUCACUGCAAGUCAGCAAAAGAAAAAGAUUUUUGAGAUUUCAAGUUGCAUUAUCAGAGAUUAAUUUCUUUAUGACAUUAAAAGUAAAGGCAUUAUAUAAACUUGCAGAUUGUGGGAUUGACGUAAAGUACGGAAAAAUUUUGCAGUGUCUUUUAAAGAGAUGAUUUUAGACAGAAAAUACACUUUUUUGUUUCUGUAAAAAAAAAAAAAAAAAAUUACCUCCUAGGUGCAGAAGGCCAAAGAAGAAAUAAUUUCCUAUUUACACAUUACCUGAGAUUGAGCCACAUUAGCAUUCAUUCAAGUGUUUCUGGACACCUGAUGAAUGCAAGUAGUCCAAUGUUCAUUCUCCUUUUAGCUUUGUUUUGGUUGACCAACUCUCAAAGGAAACAUCUGGCUCUUAAUUUGUUAAAUGUUCACAGGAGAUUCAAAAAAAGCUCAUGUACAUGAAACAGAGGUACUACAAAGCAGGAAGUAAGUCCACAAAGCUGCUGGCCUAUAGAUUAAAAAAGCAAAUGGCAAUUAAUAAGACGCCUGAGAGAUCGUCUAGCUGAGCAUAAAUAUGCCAUUAGAAUUAAAAAUCAUGACUACCCCAUGGUUAGGCAUUUUAGUCAAUAUCACAAUGCAAAUGACUCCUUACUGCGCAUUGAGGGCAUUGAGCACAUUAAACCUAUGGUUAGGGGUGGUGACAGAAUACAGAGACUUAAGAAAAGGGAAGCUUUUUGGAUUCAUCAAUUGGAUGCAUUAAAAUAUCCUGGUCUUAAUGAAGAUAUAGACUUUACAAGUUUCCAUUAAUGUUUCUGUUAUAUUUAAUAUCUUGAUUCAUCAUAUCUUGAACAUAUGUUUAAUACUGGUUCAUGGGUAUUUUAUCAAGUUUGAUUGAUGUUUGGUUUGGUUAUGUUUUGUGUGUUGUUCUUGUUUUCUCAUUCUCUGUGAUAUAUUAUCGUGGUUCAUUGGCUUCACCUGUCAUGUCAUUAACUGUGUCAUGUGAUAGUUUCUUAUUGGCUGCUGCUACUAUAUAGAUGAAAGCACAACUUGGUGCAUCUGUUUCUCCAGCCCUGAUGAAGACCAACAGUGGUCGAAACAUGUUGGCUUUUUAAUGAGUUGGCCAUUAUAAUAAAGGCUUUUUAAUCUAA